Suncus etruscus (white-toothed pygmy shrew) is the source of this 5529-nucleotide messenger RNA. RefSeq names its product ATPase family AAA domain containing 5 (gene ATAD5). Lineage: Eukaryota; Metazoa; Chordata; Mammalia; Eulipotyphla; Soricidae. The record is from RefSeq and is a predicted model, not a curated record. Gene Ontology annotation, molecular function: ATP hydrolysis activity; DNA binding; DNA clamp unloader activity. Gene Ontology annotation, cellular component: nucleus. The transcript has 24 exons.
AUGGUGGGGGUCCUGGCCAUGGCGGCGGCCGCUGCACCCCCUCCCGUGGGCGACUACGACGAGGUCGAGGCAUGCAAAAAGCGAAGGGAAGAUGACGACACACCUUCUUGCAGAACAAUUAGGAAAUAUUUAUCACCAAUAGGAAAGACUGGAGACAGAGUUUUCUCUUCAUCCAAACCCAGUAAUAUUCUGGAUUAUUUUAGAAAGACUUCCCCAACGAGUGAGCAGACUCACCCAGCAAAGGAGUGCAAGAUAAAGUCUCACAUACCAUUGCCAGCUGACAAUGGCAAAAAUUCUGAAACACCUGUGGAAAUGUUAUCAGAUAGAGAGUUUAAGAAGAGAAGAAAAAGAGUUCAAGUUGCUAAUCAGCUAAAUCAUAUUAAACCUGAAAAUGAAUCACCCAUUGAAAUUAGCAGUGAUGAUAGCAGGGAUGUUAGUUUAAAUCAUGAUUUUGAGAAAAGUAGUACUUCAGUGUUACUGUACCACAAGCACGUAGGAGAGCAUGCAGAAAGUGUUAGGGAGAUCCCAGACCAGUCGAGCAUGAUCACAUCCAGAGUCCCUAAGAAAGACAAUUUUAAAGAAGGGGUCACAAAACGUGCUCACAAAAAAUUGAGAAAAAGAAAGUGCAAGGAUGUAAUGGAUCUAUCUGAAAGUUUCCCUGGGGUAGAAGAACUCAGUCUUCAAAAAGAUGGUAAGGACAGUAAACAGAUACUACUUUCCACAACUAACGAAAUUGACAGCACUGCAAAUUAUGUUAACUCUGGAGAUAACAUCACCGAAAAGGCCCAGUGCAAUGAGAGGACGAUAACUGUUUCAUAUGAAGAAUUUUUAAGAACUCACACCGAAAAGCAAGCAGAACAUGUACCCAAUUCAGCAAUGUCAACUUGUGUACCUUCAGAUGCCAUGGAAGAUACAGUCAUAAGUAGCUGUACAAGUGAUGUUGAAGCGUGUGAAAUUUCCCAAGUAUGUUCUAAGACAGUAACUGUUCUUGCACAAGUUCACUCUUUUCCUCCCCAAAAGAAAAAAAAAAUACCCUCAAUUUUCUUGAAACAAAAGCAGUUGGAAAUGGAAACCAGUCUAUCUGAUCCUGAGAAUGAACAGACAGUUCAGAAAAGAAAAUCUAAUGUGGUUAUCCGCGAGGAAGAAUUAGAAUUGGCAGUAUUGGAAGCUGGGAAUGCUGAAGCUGUGAAGUCGAAAUGUACAUUAGAAGAAAGACAACAAUUUAUGAAAGCAUUCAGACAGCCAGGUUCAGAUACCCUUAAAAAUGGAGGUAAGAAGACUGAUAAACAGAGAGAGCUCCAUGAAAAAUCUUCAAGUGAGGAUGGAAGGGACCAUAAUUCUAAAAAAUUUAUGGAAAAUUCCAACGUACAACAAGUACUUUCGAAUAAUGACAAUUCACAUUCUGAUAAAGGAAUUUUUACUAAAGAGAAGAGUAAAAAACUAAAGAAAAAGCACAAGAAAAUAUUUGAUAUUGCUCCUAUUCCAGGUGAAAACAGAGAGGAGAAACCUCAAAAGGAAGAAACAACUUUUUCCUUUAAAGAUGAAAACAAUCAAAAUAGGCUUAGAAUGAGUUUAAGAAAAAAGAAAAGAGAAGUUUCCCCAAACAGUUUAAGUUCUGUUGGUGAAGAUAAAGCAAAUUAUAAAUCCCUGAAGAUGACCACUUUAUGUAGCAAUAAAUCUUUAAGAAGAACCAGCACACCAGUGAAGGAUAGAACUAUAUAUUCUAAAUUUCAACCUGAAGACAGUUUGGUAAAUGAUUUCACACCCAAAUCAACCAGAAGAUCUUUGAGAAGUAGCAACACAUCUGCCAUCACUGGAGAUAUUAAUUCUCGAAAUGAGCAAGAUGAUAGUCCUGUAAAGGUUUCUACUUUCAAAGCAGCCAGCUUAUCAGAAAAGCAUAGCCUAUAUACAGCAGAACUAAUAACAGUGUCCUCUGAUUCAGAGAGCCCUAUCAGAAUGAAAUUUACCAGAAUUAAUACUCAAAGAAAAUCUAAGAAAAAAUCUAAGAAAUGUGAAGCAACAGAUGAAGAUUUUUCUCCUCAGACUAGAAAGGUAAACGUGACAUCAAAAAAUGUAUCAAAAGCAAAACAACUGAUUGAAAAAGCAAAAGCUUUACACAUUAGUAGAUCAAAAGCUACUGAAGAAAUAGUGACACCCUUAAGGCGUUCAUCUAGACAUCUUCCUGAAAGGAAGAAAUCAUCAGAAUCAGACAAUUCUGUAAUAAUAAUUGAUUCAAGUCCUACAUCUUUAAAGCGUCCUGAAGGAAAUCAGAAGAAACUUCAGUGUCUGAAUGAUGUGUUAGGAAAAAAACGUAAGAAUAGCCCCUGAGCACUGCCGGGAAAAAUGAAAGUUGCUCCUUUAUUUGUAACCAAGAAGUCUCAAAAAACAGCUGAUCCUGUUUUUGGAUUUGAUGAACACAGCCAAGAUAAAUCUGAAAAAUCUCAGGAUUGCAAUUUGCAGUUCAAAGCAAAGCGUGACUUUCUGAUGAGCGGCCUGCCAGAGUUGUUAAAACGACAAAUCGCAAAGAAAGCUGCUGCAUUAGAUAUAUAUGAUGCUGCAAGUACCAGUUUUCAGAAAGUUGUUCAUGUUCAACAAAAAGAUGAUACUUGUUCUGAUUUUUUUUUUAUUUUAGAACACUACUUGUGGCAUUUGAAACCACCUACUUGCCAUCUCUUAACUAAAUUUAAGGAACAGAAUAUGAAAAUAAUAGAUAUCUCAAAAUGUAUUAUGGCUCUUGGUGAAUUUUCAGCAUUGACUUCAAAUUCAGAAUAUAAAAAGUCCACUAUUGAGUUAAUGGGGAAAAGGAAAGAUUUAACAGAAGAAGUUAAACAUUUUUUGCUGGAAGAAAUUAGUUGGUCAAAUCCUGAAUUUCCUGUAAAAAAUUAUUUUCCUUUGCUACUGAAAAAAAGGGCUGAUUAUCAUGUACUUUCUGAAUGUCAUCAGAAACAAGAGAGUCUGCAUUUAGAGGCUGAUGUCAAUAAAAAAGAAACUAAAAGGAAAAGAGUUGGAACAGAAUGUCAUAAGUCCAAAAGAAGAAAACUAAAUGAGUACUCAGAAAGUUCAAAAAAGGCAAAUAGAAAACCAGAAGACUUGGACAAUACAAGCAGCUCUGCUGAGACAAAGUCUGAUUCGUCCAAAGAGCCUGGAACUGAAGAUAUGCUUUGGACAGAAAAAUAUCAACCUCAGACCUCCAGUGAACUCAUAGGCAAUGAGCUAGCUAUAAAAAAGUUACACAGUUGGUUGAAGGAUUGGAAAAGAAGAGCUGAACUGGAAGAAAGACAAAAUUUGAAGGGAAAAAAGGAAGAAAAACAGGAAGAUCUGUUGGAUAUGGAUUUUAAAGGCAGCUCUGAAGAUGAAGACACUCGUCUUUGCAACACCAUGCUUAUAACAGGGCCUACUGGAGUAGGGAAAACUGCUGCUGUGUAUGCUUGUGCUCAGGAGCUGGGAUUUAAGAUAUUUGAAGUGAAUGCUUCUUCUCAGCGCAAUGGUCGACAAAUCCUCUCUCAACUGAAGGAAGCUACCCAGUCCCAUCAAGUGGACAAGCAAGGUGUAAACUCACAAAAACCUUGUAUUGUUAAUAACUACAACUUAAGCAAAUCACCAAAAAAAUUAAACUCUCCUAGGAAAGUUGUUACCUCACCAAGGAAACUUCCUCCAUCAUCACCAAAAAGUAGUGGAGGAAAGCGAACACUUCCACCCAAAACUUUGGCAAAUUAUUUUAGAGUGGCUUCCAAGUCAAAAACUAAUGAAGAAACAGGAGCACUUCUGGACAAAAAUAAAGGAAUCAAAAAUUCUUUUGAACAGAAACAAGUUUUUCAGACUAGUUCUACAAACACAACUAACUCAAAUGUCAAAGAAUUUGGAGCUGAGGAACUCAACAGGAAAAAUGCAACAUCUCUUAUUCUUUUUGAGGAGGUUGAUGUCAUUUUUGAAGAAGAUGCUGGGUUUUUGAAUGCAAUCAAAACAUUCAUGGCAACAACUAAAAGACCUGUAAUACUUACUACAAGUGAUCCCACAUUUAAGUUAAUAUUUGAUGGCUAUUUUGAAGAAAUUAAUUUCAGUACUCCUUCACUGCUAAAUGUUGCCAGUUACCUACAGAUGAUCUGCUUAACUGAGAAUUUUAGAACAGAUAUGAAAGACUUUGUUACAUUGCUAACUGCAAACACUGGUGAUAUAAGAAAAAGUAUCCACUACUUACAAUUCUGGAUUAGAAGUGGAGGUGGAUUUUUGGAAGAAAGGCCACUUGCCAUUUGUCGUGGAAACACAAACAUGCAGCUUGUUUGCUCUGACGAUGAUCCAUUUUCUAAAAAUAACACUAAAGGUAGUGAAAGGAUUUCUCCAGAACUUCCUAAAUGUACCACUGGCUGUGCUGAAACAUUAUUUGGUCUGAAGAAUAUUUUUUCCUCAUCUGAAGACUUAUUUUCAUUUUUGAAGCACACAAGUAGAACAAAGGAAGAAUGGCAUAAGCUCAUUCAGCUUCUUACAGAAUUCCAGAUGCAGAAGAUAGAUUUCUUAUAUAGUAAUCUUGAAUUCAUUCUACCACUACCUGUUAGUAUCAUUCCCAAAUCAGAAAACUUCUGUGAUACUUCAGUAAAUGUGGACACCAGUGCAGCAACAAAGAGUAUGAGAAGUCUUACUAGGAAGCAUGCUGAAGGAACACAGCCAUCCAAAAAAUCACCAAAAAAGAAACAGAAGAAAAAGAUCAUAACUCUUGAUGAUAGUGACUUAUUUGACACUCCACUAGACUUUUUUAAUGAAUCGAGCAGUCUAACCCCUGAUUGCAAUUCAGAAGAAAGCAAAGCCCAAGAUGAGGAAAGUAAUCCAGAGACUAAGAAACCAAACAAAUGUUUUGAGUUUAACACAGAAUCUGUUCCUUGUCCUCCUAAAACAGCAGCUGAAAAAAGAAGUUCUGCCCUGGUCUCUCACUGUUUAAAUUCUCUCACUGAGUUCAUGGAUAAUAUGUCCUUCUCAGAUGCCCUUUUGACUGAUGUGAGGGAACAAAAGGAAUUUAGUAAAAAUGACUUUAGCUGGACUGAUGGAAAGGUUAAAAGUGGCCUUUGUGAUGAGGUCAGGCUUGAGAAUAAUGACAGAUGGACUUUCCAAAAUUCUGGAGAAUUAAAAGCAGCUGUAGAAGCUCUCAGCUUUACCAAAUGUUCUUCUACACUUUCAAAAGCACUGGAAACCUUAAACACUUGCAAGAAACUGGGAAGUGAUCCAACGAAAGACCUUACAAUUCAUAUCUCACAGAAGCACAACGAUGUAUAUUUCAGCCAUUCAGCAGCUAAUUUAGAAAGUGCUUGGAAAAGAAUAGCUGUCAUUAAAAGUGUGUUUUCUAGCCGAUCUCUUCUGAACUUGGGUAAUAGACAAGCUAGCAUAAUUGACUAUUUGCCAGCUCUUCGAAAUAUUUGUCAGAUUGAGAAGCUAAAAGAACAAGGAAAAAGUAAAAGAAGGUUCCUACAUUAUCUUGAAGGAAUUCAUCUUAACAUUUCAAAAGAGACUUUGAAUACUUUGGCAACUGGCUUUCCUUAA